This is a messenger RNA of Pecten maximus, 4785 nucleotides long. Its product is annotated as beta-galactosidase-1-like protein 2. The coding region runs from base 161 to 2260 and encodes 699 amino acids. The record is from RefSeq and is a predicted model, not a curated record. Gene Ontology annotation, molecular function: beta-galactosidase activity. Gene Ontology annotation, cellular component: vacuole. The transcript has 18 exons. NCBI's taxonomy places the organism in Eukaryota, Metazoa, Mollusca, Bivalvia, Pectinida, Pectinidae. Gene Ontology annotation, biological process: carbohydrate metabolic process.
UCACUUCCGGUCUCUUGUUUCAUUUUGUCCACUUGAACUUGUUAGGUCACACAGAUUAGCACCUGUUCAACUUGAAAUAUUACAGCUUGUGGAUAUAUUUUACAAAAAGACUGAGAUACCCUGAUAAGUCAGAUGUUAGAUAAGAUUCAAGCACUUUGAUAUGUGGCCGUGGGAGUGGAAAGAUACUUUAAAGAGACGCAAAGAUGGCUACACACCAGUAAAAACAGAAGAUGACACGUCUAAAUCAAGACAGCACAAACUACAGACAAAAUCUUUUCUGGAGAAAAAUCAGAAAAAAGGAAUCGCUGCAAUUAUAGUCAUAGCAGCUGUAGUUGUAUUCUUUAGCUGGCCUCGGGGAGGCUUCAAGGGUGAAAUACCUGACGUUUCUCAUGUCAAGCAUCGCUACAAAAGCCAUGGAAGUCUCACUUUCAAAAGUGGAGAGUUUUUUCUUGAUACAUAUCCUAUAAAAAUUGUCAGUGGUACAAUGCACUAUUUCCGAGUUGUGCCAAGUUAUUGGGAGGAACGUAUGAAAAAAAUGAAAGCUUGUGGAUUAAACACAUUGCAAACAUCAAUUCCAUGGAAUCUGCAUGAGAAGGAACAAGGGGUAUAUGACUUUGGACAGAAUUUAGACUUAGGAGAAUACCUAGAGACUGCUAAAAGGGUAGGACUUCAUGUUAUUGUCAAUCUGGGCCCUUACAUAGGCAGCGACCUUGAACUUGGAGGUCUACCAAGCUGGUUGUUACGUGACACUGACAUGGAGUUGAGGACAAACCAUGAAGGCUACAUGACCACCGUGAAAAACUAUUUUGUGUACUUGAUGCCAUUAAUAAAACAGAAACAGCAUUCCCAAGGUGGCCCUAUCAUAGCGGUACAGAUUGAGCAUCAGUAUGGAUCCUUCAGUAAAGACACCAAACACCUAUACACUCUCAAAAAGCUGAUGGUGCAGCUAGGUGUGAGUGAAAUGCUGCUGUCAUCUGAUGGUUGGACAGAGGAUAACAAACUUGGUAUGGCUGUAGCUCCAUUCCAUGAUGCUGCCCUCCCGACAGUCAGCUUCAGCAACUUUGAGGAAGGAAAGACAGCUUUAGAUCACAUUACUAGUCUAAGCACCGACUUUCCAUUGUUUGUCUCCAAUUAUUGGUCAGGAAGGAACAACUUCUGGGGAGAUAGCUACAACCCAGGUCCUACACUAAAAGAGUUUACAUCAAACCUGGAGGAGCUGCUGAUUACUGGAGCUUCAGUCAACUUUUACAUGUUCCAUGGAGGUACAAACAUCGAAAGUAUUGCUGGGGCUAGUGAUCGUCAUGGUUACCAACCAGGAGUCACUAGUUAUGAUUAUGAUGCACCUUUAACAGAAUGUGGAGAGACAACACCAAAGUACAAGGCCAUCACUGAACUGUUACUUAAGUACGACUACGUCCGACCAGAGGAUUUAGUGUUACCAGAAAUAUCUCGGGAUCCGCUGAGGACAGCCUAUGGUACCGUCGAAAUUCAGGCCUUCCUUAGUUUUGAGAACAUGUUGUCCAGAGUGAAGGGGGUGCAGAGGUCACGAUUUUCACUGACCAUGGAGGAGCUAAACAGAGGUCAAAGGUCGGGUUACAUACUAUACAGAACAACUAUACCUGGCUCAUCCAUUGUCCGACUGACCGACACACCUCGGGACAGAAUGCAGCUGCUGGUGAACGGUAUAAACAUGGGUACGGUGUUUGAUUGGACUACUACCACUCGCACCACCGAUAUCUCCUCAGAGUGUAUCUUCAUAAACAACACACUGGAUCUCCUAGUGGAGAAUACUGGCCGAGUUAGUGAGGUCAAGCCAGGGUCAGACUGGCUGGACAAGCAGAGGAAAGGUCUUCAUGGUGAUGUGUUAUUUGACCGCCACACAGUUAACCACUGGACAAUCUACAGUCUGGACUUCUCAUCCAAUUACUUAAACAGGAUCAAAACAUUUGAUAGCUGGAAACCAUUUACGUCCCCACGUCUGGUGCCAGGAAUGUACCGAGCAGAGCUUAACAUCAAUCAGCCUCCAACAGACACAUUUCUCUCCCUUUCUGGCUGGCAGAAGGGGAUGGUCUUUGUGAAUGGAAACAAUAUUGGACGUUACUGGAAUAUUGGGCCCCAGAAGUCUCUAUAUGUACCUGCAUCUUACCUGAAACGCGGAGUGAACUCGAUUUUGAUAUUUGAACAACACAAAGCCGGAACAACAAUAUUUUUCUCUGACAAACCGUCCACAGGAAAAAAACUGGCAACUGAAAAAUACUGACAAAACCAUCAGAGAUUGUUAUAACAGUAUUGCUGUCUUGUGAUAAUUGUCAUCAGAAACAUUACAGGAUUUUGUUAACUUGUGAUAAUCGUCAUCAGAAACAUUCCAGGAUUUUGUAACCUUGUGAUAAUUGUCAUCGGAAACAUUACAGGACUUUGUCAACUUGUGAUAGUUAUCAUCAAACAUAUCAUGCAUGACAUAUUCCAAGUAUGGUCCCCUGAUGAGGAUUCUGUCAGAGAACGUCGUUUAAGUGUGAUCAGUGUCACAGAUAAAAUGUACAGUAACAAUGUAUGUCAUAUCUAACACAAGUAUAGCUGAAACAAUACCUACCCUUGUUGAAUAAUGUGGUCAUUCUGGGACGAGACUGCUCAGACGACAGAACCAUACAGUCUGUAUCUUCAGGAGUAAGACAGAUAAUUUGAUGGAAUGGGUUGAUGUUCAUCAUCAAGGCAAGAAGUCUGUUGAUAAAACAGGACUGUGUCAUCGUUAGGCACACGAUAACUCGGUCUCAGUGUCCUUCAUCAGAGACAAGGUAGCUCACCUGAAAUGAUGGGGCUGUGUCGACCAUCAUACACGAGGUAGCUCAGUUGAUACUUUGUGAAUAUCGAGAGAUCUUCCUGUUAAAUACUGCUGGUGUAUUGUAGUAUUGACCAAAAUCUUGGUUCAGAUAGUGCCAGAGAUCAACUGCAGCAUGAGGCUUACAUGUAAGUGUCUUUAAUUACCAUCAGUAGUCAGGAUUUUGGUAAAAUGAGAGAGAGGUGGUGUGGGAAGCUUACCUUUGCCAAAUGUUUUAAGAUUUCUCUACAUAUACAUCACCUGUCCAAUUUGUCAUGACUUUUAUAUUUUUGUAGCCUUAUAUUAUGUCGUUAUUUAUUUUGUAUGUGGAGUGUUCAGUGAUAAUGAGUGCCAUUAUAAAAUACGAAAGUUGAAUUAAAUGUUUACAUUCUCUGAGCAGCUAAUUUGUCAGUGUACUUGAUGCGAGACACUGAAUCAGUUUAGUUAUCGAGUAUGUUAGUGUGUGAAUCAAUGUAAUUUAUGUACCUAUAAUGUCAAAUUUAAUUUCUCAGAAUAGCUGAAUCUCGAAAGGAUGACACUUAUUUUGAUUUUAUGAGGAGCUAUAUCGUUUAAGCUUUUUUUGUUCAUUAGAUUUGUGUGUGUACAAGGUUAUUGCAAUUUCUUAGAAUAUGAAAUUUUAGUCGAACCUCGUUUUCUUGAAGUCAGUUGGGUCAUAAAAAACUUCCAAGAUAACCAGAGUAUUCAAGUUAAUCUGACAAGUACAUUUUGUAUAUUUUACAUAGAAAUUCACUGUUGGAAUUGAAUGUUUACUUCAAGUUAAGCAGGAUCUUUGAGCUAUCAGACUUUUUCUAGUUUUUAUGGGAGUUUUGAAUAAUAAGUUACAGGUUUUUAUUAUACAUAUACAAAAUAUUCUCUGAAAUGAUGUGCUCCAUCAAUGGACAUAUCAAAUAUUAACUGGACAAGCACUGGGAUAAUCAGGAAAACAAUUAUAUGAUAGAUUUAAAUGUUCUUGAUGUCAGAUGCGGUGAUCUUAUUUCUACUUAAAUUUUGUAUUUUGUUUAUUAAGUGUAUUGGAGAGAAUCAUAAAUAAAUAACGGAUUCAAUACGACACCCUUCCAAAACAUUAUUAUUGACAUGGGUGGAAAUGAUACUUGAGGACUUAACAUAGAUGACAUUUCAGCUUUGACAGUUCUGUUGUGUGACCUUAUACCGUAAUCAACCGGCAAUACACCUGCUGAUCAGUAAUAAACCCCAUCCCUUAGUUGAAUUCCAUUUCAAAAUAUUUCAUGAUCAAGAAAUACAUGUAUGUACAAUUAUACAUGUAUAAAUAAAUGGAUUAGACAACAGACUAAGCCUAUACUGGUCCUUUCCAGUUGAAUACGGUAAGCUGCGAGAGCCAUCAAUCAGUCUAUUGACUAGAGACUAGACAGAAAGGAAUCUGAAUAUAUAACAGAAUAUCAUAACAUGUUCAAUAAUUCUUUUAAAUAUAAAUAAAGUCAAAGCCAUCAGAAUGUGUCAUUUUGUUUUUAUUUACAUGAUAAAUGACGGAAUCUGAAGAAAUUUCAGGAAGAGGAAAGACUAAAGGACAGAUUUCACACAUGUUUAUAGCAUGAUUUCAACAUCAUUCGAGUGUCCACACAUCAUAUGUCGUACUAAUUACAUCACUUUUCCAUACAAUGUAUAAUACCUUACUGAUAGCACCUAACACCACUUGUCUUUCACACAUACAUUUGUAUAGGGUAUAAUUUGAAUGUUGAUGUAAAUUGCUGAUAUCGAGUGAGAAUACUACCAAUUUCCCAUAUCAUAAAUUAGGUGAGUUACUGCUAAUUUCUAAAAUCACACGACUAACUUAAUUCCUAACAGCAUAAAAUGCAUGAAUGUCUUCGCUGUGUUAUAAAUGUGGUAGCACUAUCACAGCUAUCAGGAUCAGUAUGGAUUGAAAACAAAAUUAUUGAAAAGUUCUUUGGGCUAUUCCAGAAUUAUCUGUAAUAGGGGUGGGGGCACUUGAA